Tetrahymena thermophila SB210 is the source of this 429-nucleotide messenger RNA. RefSeq names its product RIB43A protein. The record is from RefSeq and is a predicted model, not a curated record. Lineage: Eukaryota; Ciliophora; Oligohymenophorea; Hymenostomatida; Tetrahymenidae. The transcript has 4 exons.
AUGAAGAGAGUAAAGGAAUCAUAUUUCAGAGAACACCCUCACUGGUCUGAUAUCAACGGCUGUUCAGGCGCAAAGGAAUUUGAAGGAGAAGAUUUAGCUUAUGAUGCAAGAAUUAAGUAUCAAAAAGAAACCCAAAAAUAAUGGAUCGAGCAAUAAAUAAGAGAAAAGAAAAUGCGUGAAGAAGCUGAAAGAAACGAAGAAAGAGCUUACGCCACUUAAACUUUGGAGCUUAACAGAAUGAGAGGUAUGUUAGAAGAUGAUUUCAACAGAAAGAAAGCCUCCAUCAGAUAAGCCGUUAAAGAAGAGAAUUAAUAAUUAGACAAGCAAAAGAGAGACUUAGAAAAGUAAUCAAAUAAUGAAAAAUUAAAUUAUGAAAGAACUGAAAUUGAUAUGGUUAAAACCAGAGGAUAGAAGCGUCCUUUCCCAUGA